GUCUAACAAAAGGCCUAAACAUAACGUCAACUAACCAGCCUAUGGUUGAAAAAGCGCAAGGAGAGAAAGUUACAUUGCCAUGUACAUUCACUGUCGCACAAGAAGAUCAAGGCCCACUAGAUAUUGAAUGGGUCUUAAUACCAACAGAUAAUCAAAAGAAGGAACAAACAAUUAUUAUGUACUCUGUAGACAGGAUUUAUAAUAAUUACUAUGAAGCUAUGAAUGGACGGGUACAGUUCACUAAUCCUGAUCCCAGAUCUGGUGAUGGCUCCAUAGAUAUCCUGAAUCUAAAGUCAGCAGACACAGGCACAUACCAGUGCAGAGUGAAGAAAGCUCCGGGAGUUGAAAGCCAAAAAAUACAGUUGACUGUGCUUGUAAAGCCAACAAUGACUAAAUGCUACAUUGAAGGAUCACAGGAAACUGGAAGAGACCUUACCCUGAAAUGUGUAUCACAGGAAGGUUCCCUACUCUUGUCCUACAACUGGAGGAAAAUAACUGGCACAGAGGAACUUCCGGCGACAUCGUUAUUAAAUAAAGACACAGGUGAACUGUCUCUGAAAAAUGUCUCUGAGGAGUACUCUGGUACAUACAGUUGUGUGGCUGCAAACAGAAUUGGCACUGAUGACUGUUUCGUUGUGCUAAAUGUCACUCCCCCUAUAAAUACAGCUGGCACAAUUGCUGGAGCAGUUAUUGGAACUCUUCUGGGUCUCUUUUUAUUGGCCUUUCUUGUCUUCUGUUGCUGUAAGAAACGUAAAGAGAAAAAAUAUGAAAAAGAAGUGCAUCAUGAGAUUAGGUAA
Mauremys mutica (yellowpond turtle) is the source of this 797-nucleotide messenger RNA. RefSeq names its product coxsackievirus and adenovirus receptor homolog. The record is from RefSeq and is a predicted model, not a curated record. NCBI's taxonomy places the organism in Eukaryota, Metazoa, Chordata, Testudines, Geoemydidae. Gene Ontology annotation, molecular function: cell adhesion molecule binding. The transcript has 5 exons. Gene Ontology annotation, biological process: homotypic cell-cell adhesion. Gene Ontology annotation, cellular component: bicellular tight junction; basolateral plasma membrane; intercalated disc. The annotation marks the transcript as partial.